Messenger RNA from Austrofundulus limnaeus, 637 nucleotides. RefSeq lists its product as uncharacterized. The coding region runs from base 10 to 624 and encodes 204 amino acids. The transcript has 2 exons. NCBI's taxonomy places the organism in Eukaryota, Metazoa, Chordata, Actinopteri, Cyprinodontiformes, Rivulidae. The record is from RefSeq and is a predicted model, not a curated record.
GCCUUGUCUAUGAUCUUCCAGCAAUCUUGUUCCUUGUUCCUCUCUUGCCUUGUGUCCCCGAACCUGCUCAUGUCUCUUGGACCCACGUCUCCUGCCUCAGCCCCUGUCGGAUCCUGCUUGUCAUCUGUUCUCCUGGUAACGACCCUGUUUCUGUUUCUCGGACCCACGUCUCCUGCCUCAGCCCCUGUCGGAUCCUGCCUGUCAUCUGCUCACCUGGUAACAACACUGGUUCUGUUUGUUGGAUUUUCGCCUCACGUCUCGCCCCUGAACGGAUCCUCGCCAUCUCGGACUUCCUGGAACUCGACCUCGGAACCCAUCCCUGGAUCCUCGACUCAGUCUGCCCCUAUUAACCUGGUAACUGCCUCUGACCACCCGUGUUUGACCCCAGCCUUGUCUUGGACCACGAUUAAUCCUCGCAGCAGCAGCAAGCCCUGUGUCAACACCGCCAGACACACAACCAAGACUCAGUGGUUGUUUUCCACACGAAAUCAGUCCAUCCAAGAGGGGACGACCUGCUGCUCCUGGGUUCCAGCUUCCUACCUCCAAUCACUCAAUUUAACAAUAAACCUGUUAAACWUGCUUCUGUGUUCGGCAAUUAUUCAGAGCUCAAACACUCAGUCUUAACACUUUGUGAGUC